This is a messenger RNA of Prinia subflava (tawny-flanked prinia), 3646 nucleotides long. It is a transcript of the gene MSL2, whose product is annotated as MSL complex subunit 2. The transcript has 2 exons. Gene Ontology annotation, cellular component: MSL complex. The record is from RefSeq and is a predicted model, not a curated record. Gene Ontology annotation, molecular function: ubiquitin protein ligase activity. Gene Ontology annotation, biological process: protein ubiquitination. Lineage: Eukaryota; Metazoa; Chordata; Aves; Passeriformes; Cisticolidae. Bases 1 to 1740 code for a protein of 579 amino acids.
AUGAACCCGGUGAAUGCCACUGCUCUCUACGUGUCCGCGAGCCGCCUGGUGCUCAACUACGACCCGGCGGACCCCCAGUCCUUUUCCGAGAUUAACAAGCUCCUGCCCUACUUCAGGCAAUCCCUCUCCUGCUGCGUGUGCGGAAAUUUGCUACAAGACCCUAUUGCUCCUACCAACUCCAAUUGUCAGCAUUAUGUCUGCAAAACGUGUAAGGGCAAGAAGAUGAUGAUGAAGCCCUCGUGUAGCUGGUGCAAGGACUACGAGCAGUUUGAGGAGAACAAGCAGCUGAGCAUCCUGGUGAACUGCUACAAGAAGCUGUGCGAGUACAUCACGCAGACGCCGCUGGCCCGGGACAUCAUCCAGGCCGUGGAUUGCUCUGCAGACCUGCUGGCUCUGCUCAAGGAUGGGGCACCGCUGCACGAGGAGACGGAGAAAUCCUCGGACGCGGCCCUGGCGCUGUGUCUGACGCACUCCCCGGUCCCUUCCACCUCGGAGCUGGCCACGGACACGCCGGGGGCAUUCACGGCGCUGCCCGAGAGCAGCCCCGGCCUGGACCUGCGGGGCUCCGUCAUCAACGGGCUGCCCCCGUGCAACGGGCUGUCGGUGGAGAAGCUGGGCGUGAGCAUCCCCUCCCCGGAGCACGCCAGCGCCAUCGACGUGUGCGGCACCGGCGACUACAUCAAGACGGAGGACAUCCCUGGCAGCCUGCAGCCCGUGUGCGACACGGUGGCCACCAGCGACCUGUGCCCCGCGGGCAUCGACAUCUGCGGCUUCAGCGAGGACAUCAAGCCGGGCGGGUCGCUGCUGCUCAGCGUGGAGGAGGUGCUGCGCAGCCUGGAGACCGUGUCCAGCGGCGAGGUGUGCGACUCCAACCUGCAGCCCGGCCUGGAGGCCAACAUGGCCAACGGCCCCUUCCUGCAGCUCUCCCCCCCUGCCCUCAGCCAUAACAUUUUCAUGGCCACAGAGGCGUCUCCUCACGGGCUCUCCUGCACGGCAGCCACGCCCAAGGUGGCGAAGCUGAACAGGAAGCGCUCUCGCUCCGAAAGCGACAGCGAGAAGGUUCAGCCUCUGCCCAUCUCCAGCAUCAUCUGCGGCCCAACGCUGGGAGCCUCGGCUCCUGUGACGGUCAAACAGGAGAAUAAAAUGUCCUUGCAGCCCAUUGCGACUGUACCUAAUGGAGGAACUACUCCCAAAAUCAGUAAAACUGUGCUCCUGUCUAACAAAAGCAUGAAAAAGAACUUAGAACAUGCCCCCAAGAAAUCCCACCCGAAAGCCAAACCGGGGGUGCUGAAAACAAAAGACAAGGCAAAGGAGAAAGUUCCCAGCAGUAACGUUAUGCCAGGAAGCCCGACAAAAACUGUGUAUAAAAAGCCACAAGAAAAGAAAGGGUGUAAAUGUGGUCGUGCCACCCAAAAUCCAAGUGUUCUUACAUGCCGUGGCCAACGCUGCCCUUGCUACUCGAACCGCAAAGCCUGCCUUGACUGCAUAUGCCGUGGCUGCCAAAACUCCUACAUGGCGAACGGGGAGAAGAAGCUGGAGGCCUUUGCAGUGCCAGAAAAGGCCUUGGAGCAGACUCGGCUUACUUUGGGCAUUAAUGUGACAAGCAUUGCCGUGCGCAAUGCCAGCACAAGCACCAGUGUAAUCAAUGUGACAGGGUCACCAGUAACGACGUUUUUAGCUGCCAGUACACACGAUGAGAAAAGUUUGGAUGAAGCUAUAGACAUGAGAUAUGACUGUUGAACCUUUCUUUCUUUUCCCUGCCAUCCGUAGGGGAACUGCUACAGGUUUAAGGCAGCUAUGGUUCUGUUUAACUUGCUGGAGCUCCUGCGUUUAGAUCACUUGUAUCAAGUGUUUUUCAUUGCUAUGUUCUGUGUAUUAGUGUCUGGGAAAUAGUUGCAGAUAAUGGAGGAGUUACCCUAAAACUGUUUUUAGUUCUUACAGCACCUCAUAGUUUGAGAUCGAUUGCUGAUGUAAAUGAUUUUAUCACAAGAUCUUUUGACAAGGAAUAUAUUUGACCUCAUUGUACUUGCUCAUGCUUUGUGCUCAGUCAAAGCUUCAGCUUCAGUGUAGCAUCCAGAUAGUGCAUCUCAACUGUGCUAGAUGAUGGUGUAGAAGAAUAAUUAUUUGAUGGGUUGCAGUCACCAUGAGCAGGAAAUGACCUGACAUUCCUGUGGGAAAGGCAGCGCUGAGCUGGGGGAUGCGCUCUGGAAAGGGCAGGUAGUGGUGAUUGUGAGAGCUGGCUGUGCCCUCUGCUGAAGAGCACACAGCUAAACAAGAUUAAUUAAUCUGCUGAGCAGCAUCUCAGGCUGCAGGCAAGGCUCAGGAGGGUCGGGUGGAUGCAAAGGUCGAGCUCCAGCUCGGAUACCCCGUCCUGGUAAUGACAUCACCCUUGGGGUUUGUCUUCCUGACACUUCACAGGUCACGUCCCUGCUCAGCUGCCCCUCUGUGCCAGCCCCCAGAGUGUGACAAGUCACUGAGGGGCUGGGCUGGGAGAACAUCACUGGUACCCUAUGAAGGCUCAAGUUCUGUUGGCACCAUCCUCUCCCAUUCCCGAGUUCCCGGUGUUUUACUGCUGUUGCUUCUAGGGAAGAGAAGGGGUUCUGUGGGUUACAGGGAGUCCUUGGCCGAUUUUCCCCUCUGGUGCUGAUCAGUGCCGGGCUACAGGGAGAUUGUGCAGCCCUUACCACCACUGGGGGUUGUUGGAUCCCAGGUUGGUAGCAGAGCCGGGACCCCUCCCGUGGAGGCGAGUUCCCACUGAUGGCACCUCCCAGCCAGGCACAGGAUCGAGGGCUAUCAAAGGUCAAAUUCUUGGGGUGUUUGCUAAACAGAAUAAGCUAUAUAUAACUCACUCCGCCCUGAACCUAUCUCAUUUUUUUGCUAAAAUGUUGAAAGCAGCUUUUGAAGGUCAUUGCUUUUCAACCUGUGCUAAAAGGCUUGAAAAUAGAAAAAUAACAAAGUUGUCGAGCUUAUCUGGAAAAGUGUUACAGUGAAAGAAUUCCUCUUAGGAAUUCAGCUUUGUGCAAAAAUGGUUGAUUGCAGCGCAAUCCCUACAUCAGAGUGCAGGCACAAAAUUGAGUUGUGCCUUCAGGGCUUCGUUGGAAACCUAAAAAGUUGCAAUUGCUUUGUGAAAGCAGAAAUUCUCCUCUUGGAAUGACAGAGCACAACCCGACCAUGGGCUGACGCGAACACAACCAUUACUGUCUGAUUUUAAAGGCCAUUCCCGUUUCAGCAGCAUGUUAAAUAGCGUGUGGAUUUUUUGAGUUCCUUUCCUGCUUCCAUCUCCCCUGUCCCUCAGGCAGAGCCCCCGCGGUGCUUUCCGGCCCGGCGCUGGGUGUGCUUUGAUUUGGCACAAAGCACGUACAAUGACGGUUCCUCACCGAGAAAUGAGCAAAGCCCUUUGGACACAAAUGGCACCUCCUUUUGUUUUGUAGUGUACCAUGGUGUCAUUUUCUGUGAAUGUGGUCAGAGCUUUUUGUUGGUUUUGGUUUGUUUCUCCCCCCGUCUUUUUUGUGGGGUGGGCAGGGUGGGGGGUUAAAGCCAUAGGAAGAAAAAUGUGAUGUACGUGUCCAGUCUGUACUUUUUUGUUUUUGUUUUGCAAGAAGAGUUGAAAAAUAUUUUUGAUAAUGAGUAAAUGGUGGAAAAUGCU